GGAUACCGAAGAAAAUGAGUUAGACAAUAACGCCGAUGCACGCAACGAGUCGAAAAAAUCAUAACAAACCUUGGGAUUCACCCACAGCUUCCUGACCCAUUCCGUCACAUGCGGAUAUUUUUUUCUUGGUGCGCACUUAGGCUGGUUUGGCAUCAUGUUUUCCAGCUCCACCAGCCGAAAUGACCCGCGUCGUUUUACGGGUCCGGAUGGGGCCUACAGUUAUCACGACAUCUUGACGGGUUCCACGCCUGGACCCACCCCUCAGCCUCCCAAGUCAUCGAUGAACAUCAGACCCCUGUUCCUGAAAACGGGCUUAUUGUCUAAUGCCCAAGGCUCUGCCUAUGUGGAACAAGGUCAAACCAAAUUGUUGUGCUCCGUAUUUGGUCCCAGGGAGAUCCCCCGGCGCUCGGAUUUCUCGCUCAAGGGCGUGCUCUCCGUAGAAUUCCGCUCCGCCCCCUUCGCUCACCCGCGUCAUCGCAUCAGUUCAGCCUUUGAAGCCCAACCCACCGAAAAGGAACUCAGUCUGGUGCUCGAGGGCGCCUUACAAGCGGCCGUUUGUUUGCAUUUGUAUCCCAAGUCUCAAAUUGACGUGUAUGUCCGCGUAUUGGAAGACGAUGGAUCGGUUUUAGCUGCGGCCAUCACCGCUGCGGGUUUAGCUUUGGCCAAUGCCUCCAUACAGAUGUUCGACCUGGUUUUGGGCGCUUCUUUGUGUCGUAAAAACGAUCUGAUUCUGGUUGACCCUACACUCAAUGAAGAAUUGGGCGCCAGCGAAGGUUGUGAUCUGGAUUCGGAGGGUCAUGCUUCGCUCUUGACCAUUGGUUACCAGCCUUCGUUAGAUCAGUUGGUGGCUUAUCAGCAUGAGGGAAUCAUUACGGUGGACCAGAUCGAUCAAGAUGUCGAAUUGCUGAUGAAGAAGUGCAAGGGCUUCUUACCCAACGUCCAGUGUUGUUUAUUGGAGUCCCUGAAAAUUCAAACCAAAUCACAUCGACAACAUGAAUAAUGCGAAAUAAAACUCCGUUUGAAAGAA
Tigriopus californicus is the source of this 1027-nucleotide messenger RNA. RefSeq names its product exosome complex component MTR3-like. Gene Ontology annotation, biological process: rRNA catabolic process; U4 snRNA 3'-end processing; nuclear mRNA surveillance. The transcript has 5 exons. The coding region runs from base 155 to 1000 and encodes 281 amino acids. Gene Ontology annotation, cellular component: cytoplasmic exosome (RNase complex); nucleolus; nuclear exosome (RNase complex). NCBI's taxonomy places the organism in Eukaryota, Metazoa, Arthropoda, Copepoda, Harpacticoida, Harpacticidae. The record is from RefSeq and is a predicted model, not a curated record.